AUGCAGGACUCCAAGAAAGACCAUACCAUCAUGCUGGAACACGCUCACACGCGGGACGACGAGCUCAUCAAGCCCAUCCCGCAGGUAACCAAGGUGGACUAUUCAGGGGCCCACGAGAAGACAGACCCGCGGGAAAUCGCGCUCGUCAGGAAGCUGGAUAAAUGGAUCAUGCCUAUGCUGUGGUCCAUGUACUGGCUCAACUACCUUGACCGCAAUGCUAUUGCCCUAGCCCGUCUCGACGACCUGGAAAAAGACUUGAAUCUCAGCAGCACGCAGUACCAAACAUGCGUCAGCAUCCUCUUUGUAGGCUACCUUCUCGGCCAGAUCCCCAGCAACAUGUUUCUGAACCGCACGCGGCCCUCGCGCUACAUGGGCAUCUGCAUGGCGCUCUGGGCCGUCGUCUCGUCUCUCACGGCGCUCUCCAAAGACUUCACCGGCCUGCUCCUCACCCGCUUCUUCCUCGGCAUCACCGAAGCGCCGUACUACCCUGGAGCCGUGUAUCUGCUCUCCAUGUUCUACAAGCGCAAAGAGGUCGCCACGCGCAUCGCCAUCCUGUACACAGGCAACAUUCUCGCAACCGCAUUCGCCGGCCUCAUUGCAGCGGGAAUCUUCCACGGGCUCAGCGACGUCGGCGGCAUCAGCGGCUGGAAAUGGCUGUUUAUCCUGCAGGGCGCAGUCACUUUUGUCAUUGCCAUUGCCGGGUUUUUCCUCCUCCCGGAUUUCCCGCAUAACACGUGGUGGCUCACGCAGGACGAGCGCGAGCUGGCGACCAACCGCAUGGCCAUGGAAACGGUGGGAAAUAAAGGCGAGACGUCUGUGUGGGCGGGCUUCCGCCAGGCGGGAAAGGAUCCCAUGGUGUGGAUUUUCGCCGUCAUGGCUCAUAUGCAUUUGGCUGCUAACGGCUUCAAAAACUUCUUCCCAACCGUCGUCCAAACCCUCGGUUUCUCCCAAACCAUCACCCUGGUCCUAACCUGCCCGCCGUACCUCAUCGCCGGCGCCGUCACCAUCCUGGUGUCAUGGUCAUCCGGCAAGUUCAACGAGCGCACAUGGCACAUUACCAUUUCCAAGGCAGUAGCGACCUUUGGGUUUGGGCUUGCGUGCGCCGAUCUAGGCGUUGCAGGGCGCUAUGUGGCCAUGGUGAUUUUCACCAUAGGCACGUAUGGCGUCAACUCGCUUAUCCUGGGCUGGUGCGGAUCCACGUGUGGACAGACGCCCGAGAAGAAGGCGGUUGCGAUUGGCAUUGUGACAACGGUUAUGAAUGCGUCGUUUAUUUGGACACCCUAUCUCUGGCCCAAAUCCGACGCACCCAGAUACGUCAUUGCACUGAGUUCUUCAGCUGCCUUUUCCGUCAUGACGGCGCUGCUUGCGUGGGUAGCCAAGAUAAUGUUUCUGCGCAAGAACAAGCAGAUUCUGGAGCGCGAAAGCGAGGCUCAGAAUUUCUAUGUUUAUUAG
Molecule: messenger RNA, 1452 nt
Organism: Exserohilum turcica Et28A
Lineage: Eukaryota; Fungi; Ascomycota; Dothideomycetes; Pleosporales; Pleosporaceae
Exons: 4
Coding region: 1-1452 (483 amino acids)
Biological process (GO): transmembrane transport
Cellular component (GO): membrane
Molecular function (GO): transmembrane transporter activity
Source: RefSeq, a predicted model, not a curated record